Messenger RNA from Polypterus senegalus (gray bichir), 2030 nucleotides. RefSeq lists its product as uncharacterized. Gene Ontology annotation, molecular function: peroxiredoxin activity. The record is from RefSeq and is a predicted model, not a curated record. The coding region runs from base 62 to 805 and encodes 247 amino acids. The transcript is spliced from 5 exons. NCBI's taxonomy places the organism in Eukaryota, Metazoa, Chordata, Cladistia, Polypteriformes, Polypteridae.
CAAAAUCGCAACUCGUGACCCGGAAGUGAAACUCCUAUACUCGUAACUCCCGCUGAGAUUAAUGGCUCGUUCUGGCAGCGCGAUAAUAGAGAUGUUUAAUCUUCUCAACUUUCGUUAUUUAUGUCUUUCUUCAAGAUUCUGCACACCUUUGCAAUGGAGGAGAGCUGUCUUGUCACCAUUAGCUGAGAAACAAUAUUGCACCAAACCCACAAAGCCAAUUGGACGCUACCCAAUUCCUUAUAAGAAGGAUCUUCCUUAUGACAUUGUGGAGCUUAUGGAAGAAGUAGAAACAAAGGCUGGAUUUCUUCCUAAUGUUUUUAAAGUGCUUUCACGACGACCUGCUGAGUUUAGAGCAUUUUUUGCUUACUACAAUGCUAUCAUGAACAAAGAAACAGGCAACCUUACCAAAAUGGACAGAGAACUUAUUGUCGUGGCAACAAGCAUGAAUAACAAGUGCCUAUAUUGUGUGGUUUCCCACAGUGCUCUACAUCGAAUUUACUCCAAAAACCCCACUUUAGCUGACCAGGUGAUUGUAAACUAUGAGGCUGCAGAACUAAAGGAUCGUGAACGAGCAAUGCUGGAUUUUGCACUGGCCAUCAGCAGAUGUGAUAAUAUUACAGAAGAGCACUUUAAGAACUUGGAGGCUCAUGGCUUUGACCGUGAAGAUGCAUGGGACAUAGCCACCAUUGCUGCUUUUUUCUCAAUGUCAAACCGUAUCGCAUACUUCACUGAUAUGAGGCCAAAUGAUGAGUUUUAUGGCAUGGGGAGGCUACCCAAAAAUAGUGUAGCAGAACCAGAUAAGUGAAGUGCUGAAUUGGAAUUUUUUCCGUGCAGAGAUUUAUAUAGUGAGCUUUUUGCUGCAUUCCCCACACAGAAAUCUUGUUUUCUCGUUGGUUAAUAUAAGCAGAAUGGCAGGACAUAUUUAUUAGAGCACUGCACAGAGUUCUCUUUUACUGUUAGUGUUUGGGUGAUGGCAAAGGCCAGACAAUAAAAGAGUAAAAAGAAAAACAAAAAUGUUUAUGCAAAACAAUAUUUGUUUUAUUGUUGUUUAAAGAAAAUGUCAGUUUUGCCUGUUUUUUUAGUUUGAGCAUCACAAUAUUGGGAAUUGAAGAAAACAAAACGUUUUUAGUAACGUGUGAAAAAAAUGAUGCUGAGAAACAGUUCUGUGCAUUAUGGUUUAAAAUAAUGCAGUUGUUUUUAUGAGAAUUGGAGCAUUUAAAGAGUUUUUGUUACGGGCCUGAAGUACAUAUUUUUUGUACUUCUUUUUGCUUCAGAUUGUUGCUGAAAUGUACAUUUUAUUCAAAUGAGAGUGUGGCAGAUAUUUUGGGUUAAAAUAUCGGCAAAGCGUACGAUCACUUUAUCACUACGUGUUCACAACUACCAACCAAAGGGGAAGCCUUCAAACAAGUUGUUGUUUUGCCAUUCUUUUUUUUUUCUAAAAUAUAACUAUAUAGUACAUAUCACAGUACUUUUAACAGUAUUUUGUGAAGCACUUUUACAUGCAUUUAGCCUUCUUUAUAUCUGUUAGCGCAACAUGAACGUCUCUGUCCACAUAUGUGUAUUUAAUGUACCAGUUUGUAUUUUGCAUCCUUUUGGCCCAAAAUAUUUGGUUUUAUUGAACAUAACUAAAUGUGCCAUACACAAGCACACACAUAUAUUUAAAAUAUAUGUAAAAGUUUAGGUGUGCUUUACAGUUCAUUUGACUUAUAAAGUUCUAUUCCAGAUUGUUCUGCAGCAAACACUGUUUGUACUUUUGCUGCUUAACGUUUGAAUAAAAUGUUUUGUAGCACUGCUCACAAGUCCUUAACACAUUUCUUGGCAAACUAUCUGCAUUUUAUAAGGAGCUGAGUUUUAUUGAACAGAAGUUCUUAUUCACCCAAACAUAAAGAUCACAUUGCGUUCUGUUUUCACUUUCUAUUGUUUGUGUAUAUUUUGCAUAAACGUUUUGCCCCAGUCACAUACUUAUGCAAAGUUUUACCAAUUUGAACAGAAGUUUAUUUAACAACAAAUAAAGAGUUUAUUCUUUUGAA